UUUUAAUCGAUUUUUCAUCACAAAACAGAGCUUUGUCAUAAAUAUAAUAUACAUACAUAUUUCAUUUUUAUCUUUAGUUUAAAAAUGAGAAGAUAUAAGGAAUGGUAUAUCAAUUAAAAUCAGGAGCUAACGCGCCGUAAUGAACCUUAAUGUCAAUGAAAUGCAUAAAAGUCGGCAUAUGCCUUCCAAGCAUUACCCAUAAAAUGCCAUGACCGGUAUAUUAUACUAGAAAGGCAAAGGAGCUACUAGAAAGGUUACGUCUGUGAGGGCGACGUCGGCAGCGGCACAAGGGUCGGCAUACGCGCCCCUCCCCUGACCUUUACAGACGUCUCCCGCGGGAGAGUGUAAUCACGCCGCAUUACCACUCGACGACACCUCUAUGAAACGUUCUCAUAACAUCGAGGAGUCGCCCCGCUCGGCUCGAACCCAGAAUGGCACGGAUUAGAGCUUUAUUGCGAGCGCACCUGUCUAGGUGAGCGAAGCGGGGCGCGCACUGCUGCAGGCCGGCGGCGCGACGUCGCUCCACGGACUGCGCAUGCGUGCCGCCCGCUAUUAAAAAAUGAAUUCCUGGUUCCCGCACUGAGAGCCGCACGUUCGUCGCCGCCGCCGCGUUCCUCUCGCUAUUUUUGCGCGGUGAGACCGGGACCGCGCCCGAGGAUCGCGCCGUGAUUAAAGUGCCGGGUGUGGUCGCAGUGCGGUGCAGCGCGGUGCGUUACGAGUGCAGUGCGAGUGGUGGCGGGCGAGACACGUGCGGCGGCCGGUUGAUGCGCUCGGGGCGCUGCUAGCGGCCGCGAUAUGGCGCUUCGCACCGCCCGCGCCCGCUCCCUUCGCUUAGCUAAACUCGCACGAUGAGCGACCUGCAGGCCACAUUCGAGUUCUCCGUUGAGCUAUACAAGUUCUACAAUGUCGAUCUCUUCCAAAGAGGGUUAUACCAAGUUCGCGUGGGCUUGCGCGUGUCCCCAAAGGUGUCAGUGCACAUUGAGGCCUCGGUUGCAAGUUCUAACGCCGCAGCUCGAACUGGCCGCCCUGCCGCCAACGCGUCGCUGGUCGGCGGUCUUGCAGCGUCGAGGGCUUUCCAGAUAAUGUACAGAAAUGAGGAAGUCACGUUGCGAGAUAUAGUUCAUUUCAGAGCCCAUCUACUGGUUGACAGUCGAAAUUUAAAAGAAUCACUAGAACGAGCUGAGUGGAGUCUCGGCGUGGAGCUAUGGUGCAGCGAAGGGGCUCAGUCCAGCACACUAGGGCCUGUCUCCUGCAGAGUGCUCAAGUUGCACUUCCAACCAUCGCAGGGUCUACACUAUCACUUACCUGUGCUGUUCGACUACUUCCAUUUAUCGGCAGUUUCCAUCACCAUCCACGCGAGUUUGGUUGCUUUGCAUCAGCCCUACAUCAAGAAAAGCAUAAUGCAUUAUGUGCAAAGUUGUACCCCAAGAUCAAGUAAGCAAUGGGGUAAACUGAUGAAAAAUGCAGGAUCGAAUUUCAACACGUCUGGUAACUUUGAAAAUGUGCUUUUCGGAUCCAGCGGGAAAUGCGCUGGGGGAAAUUCUAGUAAAAUCGCUCACGCACGACAAGUGCAUGCUGAAGUUUGUGGUAUUCUUCUUGGUUCGUUGGAGGGCUUGCAGAGCGCACUCACAGUAUGUGGAUCGACUGGCGUUAUGCUCACACCUGAAGAGUCUUCUUCAAGCUCUGUCAUCGGUGAAGUGGCACAAAGAAUAAAAGAUCUUAGUGACUUUGGAAAGAAAUCAGAAUGCGGAGAAGACGAAGAAUGGGCGAUGAGUGCGGCCCACGACAUCGCGCGGCUAUGUGCUGAGGUGACUUUGCGUUGGAGAGCAUUUCUACAUCACACAACUGACCGACCUCAUGUUCACCACGCACUAGCCGCUAGGCAUCACGCUCUACGAAUUAAACGAUUUUCUGAGUGCUUUUUCGUGUUGGAUAAUCCACGACAUUCACUAGCUGGGUGUUAUGACAGCAACUACCAGUCUUACCAGAGUAUCGGGGAUGUAGCCCGAAGAUCCAGAUAUUUAGCUCUGCUUCCGCCUCUCCCGGUACAUUGUAUUGCCCUUGACGGUGAUCCACACAUCAUGCCUAUCAUUUUUGAAGACCGAUAUCAAGAUACGGCUGAAUUCGCAAGACGACGUUCAUUUUUGAGUUCAAAUGCAAACAAAUCAGGCAGUGAUCCACUUUUGAAUUCAAUGCCUAUUGGAAAAGAGUGUGUAUGUACGGUGAGUUCAAGAAGACCAUCAUCAGAAGCAUCGAGAACGCCAAAAACGAUUAUGGAUGUCCUCGAGCCUCAAUUUAAAGCACCUAAACCAAGUUCCAAUAUUGUUCAAGCUACGUUAACAUUAGCGCCACAGAAAUCUACACGCACUUCUCCCAAAAUGACGGCGGUAAAAGGAAACAACCUUGUUGAAGUAAUGAAACCUCACAAUAAACAAUUAGAAAUAACUGGACGAAACAGAUAUAUUGUGCAAAACAAUCAAAUAAGUGAAAUACAACUGCCCCCUAACAGAUCUUUUGGUUCAUAUUCCGCACAACAAGGACAACAAUUAUCAAGGUAUUCUGCAUCUACUUUAGAUAUGAAUAGUUCUAAAAGCACAACCAACGUUUCUCGAUCGGGUAAAGACAGACAUGAUCGCAACGACAGUUUUCGUCCGAAACAUGAUAUAACCAGUGGCGUUAGCACUUUACCUGCAAGACACAGUAAAUCGUUAGACCAAUUAAGAGUAUCACAAAUGACUCCAACGAAUCCUACACAGAGGCUAUCGAAAAAUUCAACGAAUAAUUCUCAGUCUUCAGUGAACUACCCAAAACAAUAUCAACCACAACAAACAGUUAAACCUACUACUUUACCCAGAAGCGUCACAACUACUAAUUACCCAACAAACACAACUGCAAGAUGUUCAUCAAAAGGAGAUGACUAUAGGAGGAACAUUAGUGAAUUUAGAGAAAAAUAUAAAAACCCAUGCAAUAUGAACAUCAAUCCACAAGGGAAUAAUGAAGUAUUCCAUAGCGUAGGAUAUAAGUAUGAUGGUGCGGUGAAACCUAAUCCUAACCAAAUCUAUGGCUAUACUUUCGGUAAUCAGGGUACUCUACAAGCGAACAACCUAAUUCGGAAUCCCUUAGAAUUUCAAAGAGGUUACAAUGUAAAUUUACCCCGUCCUAUGUUACCUCCGCGUAAUUCAUAUCCACCAGUGAGUGGUAAAGUACAAUCAGUUGAUCAAAGUAACUUAGUUUCUAGUAAACAGGUGCAUCGAUCCAACUCCACCCAUGUUUUCCAUCAAAAUAUGGAGAAUCCACAACUAGACAUUGAAGCUGCUCGAAACCAACUUCGAUAUGAACUAAAUUACUAUCUUCAAAAGGGGGACUGGAGCUACGAUUUUAAUACAGGGAGUCUUAUUCAAAACUAUCAAAAGAAAUCUAGUAAAAGUAGUGAUGAUAGCGGAUUUGUUAUGACUCUUGAUAGAAGCAGUGAUGGAACAUCAAAAUCUACUUAUUCAAAAACACCUCCUUCUACUCCUCAUUCUACAAUGCCUUCUGUAAGACAUAAGAAAAGCCGUUCGAAAGAAUCUAAGCUAAACAAUAGUGGAAGAGAAAAUACAAAAAUAAAUUCGAGCCGAGAUUCCUUAAGCAGUCAUCACUCUAUUAAAUCCAGGGACAGUAAAUCAGAUCGUCAUAUGUCUAAGUCAGAACGUAGCACUCCAAAAUCAGGAAGAGCAACUCCGAAAUCCGGAAAAACCACACCUAGGUCUGGAAAAGCCACCCCGAGAUCAGGAUUAGCUACACCGAAAUCAGGACGAGCUACACCGCGAUCAGGCGUUGCCACUCCUAAGAGUGGUAGAUCAAGUGGAAAACCAGAAAAACGAACAAAACAUAAGCCGUCUGAAAAAAUGUCACAGCUAAUGUCAGAAGCCGCUUCUUCAUCAAGCAAUGAAAGUAUACCAUUUGAACUAAGAAGGCUAGAGCAAUCUGCCAGUGUUCCUUAUAGUCUGGACCACGGACCAGAAUUACUACGACAUUGCCGAAGUGCGGCUUCUGUAUUGGAUGAACCAAACAUAAACAAUAAUUUUGGUUCAGAAUCGUUACCCAACCUAGCUCCGCCGCCAGCAUUUGAAUCUCCUCCUCUUGACAUAGAUGAUAAAGAUUUCAAGAUUUUGCCACCAGCAAGCUUUUUAAGUAAAGAGGAACAACGCCGUAGAAGUAGUUCAACAUCGAGCUUAAGUGAACAAAGUGGAUGGGUAUCCAGUGGACGUAGUUCUGGUCCCUCUUCUCCUGACAAUGCCAAUAGUCAAUUAAAUCAAAACUUUGCGUCAAAUUUUACAAGAACUCCAAGUAAAACUUACGAAGAUCCUACUAAUAACGAAAAAUCUGAUGGCAAAGCUAUAAAUGAUUUUAAAAGAACGGUCCUUAACGGAGAACAGCUGCGUGAACGAUUAUUAAAAUUGGCUGUGAAAGUCGCUCAAAAUAAUAGCCACGAAAAAAUUGAAUGCUGUGAUAAAGAAGUAUGUGAGGAGUGCACUAUUUGUAGCGAUUCGAUAUGCACCGAUAGUCAAUGCGAAUAUAACAAAUUGAUGCAUAGUAACGGAAUAGAUACAGGUUGCAAUUCAGACACUUGUUCGGCGUCUUGUUUUCGACAAAUGCCGGAAACUAAUUCAAAAUCUAAUCAAAGGCAUAAUUCCUUCAGUGCUACUCAAAGCAAGUCAUACAGUGCAACCCCAAAAAACUCAAAUGAGGGUACGGUAAAAAAAUCACAAACCAUAAGCGAUAAUCUCCAUCCUUACAUUCGGAAAGAAAUAACUCCUAAACCCCCACCUGUUCCAAUAAAAUCCAACAAUAUUGAUAAAACUAAAUUGAAGGAUAGAAUCCAAUACACUGAAAGAUUGAUAGCCGAAGAAAUAAGAAGCUUGACUGUGGAACGUCCUUGUAAAAGUCAUAACAAAAAAUCUGCAUCAGAUAGACCAUCAGCAGCAUCAGUGCAAAAAUACCAAAAUAAAGCAAAAUCAGAAAUUAACUUAUCGCAUUUCAUCGGCGAUAAUGAUUACGAGCACUUGCCUCCACCGCAACAGUUUAGGGAUGCACCCCCACCGCCCGAUGAGUUUAAGGUAACAAAGGAUCCUCCAUCAAAAUCACCGAAGCUAAGUCGACAGAAUAGCAAAUCCUCGACACCAUCGAAGACCUCUAAACAACAGAUUCAACCGUCAACAUUGCAAUUGGACAACCCCCUUUAUCACGUCUGCGAAGGAAUAAUGGAAAGAAGAAAACUGAGACCACAUCAAUCAGCUAAAUCCGGUGGUGUUGCUUCAGUUAGUACUCUUAACAAAAGUCAGAGUACUGGAGAACUGGCAAAUAGAAAUGAAAACGGCAAUAACAAAGAGAAUCGUGAGAGCAAUUUCGUGAGCAUAUUUGGACUGGCUGAAUCCGAAAGACUUUUUGUGAAAUGUAGAGAUGAAUUUAGGCAAAGUGUCAAGUACCCUGGAGCCAUUUACUCUGAUUUUCCUCCCGUUGAAAAUUCUCUUCCAUAUUUUCAUAUCAGCGAUGAAUAUCGAAUGUUUAAUCCUGAAGGGUUGCAUUUAAUAAUUUGCGUACACGGAUUGGACGGUAACGCAGCUGACCUCCGACUGGUGAAGACUUAUUUAGAACUAGGAUUACCAGGUGCAAGAUUAGAUUUCCUUAUGUCGGAGAGGAAUCAAGGCGAUACAUUCUCAGACUUUGACACUAUGACUGAUAGGCUGGUUCAAGAGAUACUUACUCACAUCCAAAAUUCGAGCGAACCCGCUAGAAUAAGCUUCGUGGGCCAUUCUCUCGGUACUAUCAUAAUAAGAUCAGCAUUAGCGAGGCCUCAAAUGAAGCCAUACCUCGGGAAGCUACACACGUUUUUAUCUUUGAGCGGUCCCCACCUCGGCACACUGUACAAUUCUAGCGGAUUAGUAAAUGCUGGUAUGUGGUUCAUGCAAAAGUGGAAGAAAUCAGGCUCCUUACUGCAGCUGUCCCUUCGAGACGCGUCUGAUCCUCGCCGAUCGUUUCUCUACCGGCUCAGCGAGAGAAGUCAGCUGCAUCAGUUCAAGCACAUCCUGCUCUGUGGCUCCGGCCAGGAUAGAUACGUGCCCCUGCACUCUGCUAGACUCGAGCUCUGUAAAGCUGCCGCGAAAGAUACUUCUUUGUUGGGACAGGCUUAUCGAGAAAUGGUUCACAACAUGGUGUCUCCACUAGCGGCCCGCGCGUCCGCCGUGUCCGUGGUGCGGUAUGACGUGCAACACGCGUUACCACACACGGCAAGCGCGCUGGUCGGCAGAGCUGCGCACAUCGCCGCCCUAGACUCUGAUCUAUUCAUCGAAAAAUUCCUUCUCGUGUCUGCACUUAAAUAUUUCCGAUAAUUCAAAGACAUUCGUGGCUAACUACAGUCAAAACUUCCUUGUAUUUUAAAACAUAAGUCAACAAUUUUGUAACCUCUGAACGAAGUGUUAUCCAAAACGACUCUAAAAAUAAUCGCGGGAUUCUCCCAAAAUUCCGAUUUCCUUCAAAAUUACAUUGAAAAAUUUUAAAUUGACUUCACACGCUAAAUCUUAACACGAGCACUUUUUCGAAUUCAAAUUUCAAAUUAAUUCGAAUUUCCUUUCUGAAUUCAAUUACUAAUAUAGCUAUUACCUACUAAUUGUUUCAAAGUAAUGCAAAUUAUCAAGACAAAAGUGUGAUAUAUUUAUUAAAUAAAUCGACAAGAUCAUGGACAAUGCCCGUUAACCGAAAUCAUGACUAAGUAGAAUAAGACGGAUCUUUACACCAAAUAACUAAGACUUCAACUUAGAAAUCGCAGGUUUAAUGUAAGUAAGUAGAUGUUAUUUGUAAAUUAUUGUCUACAUGAAUGACUGGUAAUAUAUGUAGUAGUUUAAACUCGUCAAGGUUUUAAUGUUUAUUUAAAGUAAGUUCACAUUUACCCAAAUUUGUGAUAUGACCCAAAUUGAUCUUAAUGCAUCUGAAGUACUGUUUUGUCAACAACAAUGUUUUUUAGAUAAGUCAAAAAGUCACUUUAGUCAAAUUCUCGUCAAAAAUCAAGGAUUUGGCAAGAAAAAAUAUAAGUAAAGGGUACAUGCGUUGUGUGACUACAUUCAUUUUUUAAAUUAUAAUUAGCGUGAUAAAAGUAAUAUUCGCCUAAUUGACGUUUUAGUGCGUAAACUAUUGAAGUGCUCGGAAUUCACGUAAACUCUGGGUUUAUAUUGUAUAUAUUUUUUGGACAAAUAGAUUCGAAUUAAAAAACGUUUCAAACACAAACAGAUUUUAGGCAUACAGCGAUAAUGCGACAACGUUUUUUUUUUUUGCGUACUUCGAUGAAGCAAUCUUAGCCUAAGUUCUGUAUAGUGGUUACCGAGACCCAUCGACACCACAAUGUGGAAGCCAUCCACCUUGAGAUACGAAAUCGAAGUCUCAAUUGUAUUACAUAUGGCUGUCUCACCCUUCAAACUGGAACGGAUGACGGCCGUGGUUGGAGCAGUCCAAUAUAUUAAAAACACGCGACUUUUCUAUUUGUCCAGCGAACGUCUAUCUGUGUGCUUAGUGCGAGUUUCUUAACGUUCUCGAUAGCGUAAAAGUUAACCCAAUUUUGUAUGCAGUUGGAAUAGCGCCCCUAGCGACAAACGUACGCAAACGAUCCCGCAUACAAAUAUGAGCUAACUUUUACGCUAACGAGAACGUUAAAAAACUCGCACUAAGCACACAGAACGCGUGUUUCGUGGAAUGCGGAAAGUAAACGCUUAACCCAAAUGAGCCAUGAGCAUAAUAGUUAAACUAAAUGUGUAUAAUCUACCUAUAUAGGUCACAUAAAUACAAAAAAUUACUUAAAGUUUAUUCCUAUAAAUGCCUUGUUCUAAAUCCCGAAAAUAUUUGCUUAAUACAAAUUUAACUAUUUCGUAAUAUGUGGAUGCUUACGUAAAGGUUUUUAAGCGCAAAUGUUGUAUGCUCAUGGCUUAAUACAAUCGGAUGAUCAAAAGAAAUUCGGAUGCAGCUUUCAUAUUUUAUUGUAAGCCUAACGAAAUUUGUGGUUUUGUAAUUAUGUAAAAUUUAUCGAAUGUUAGACUGAGGUUUGAGAUUAUACGAUCAGUAAAAAAUGGAAGUAUCUUCAUUUUGAAUCGUUCUUUAAAGAAGUACCUCCUAUUGUUAUCGAGAGAGCCAUCAUCAUCAUCAGCCACAUCAUAGCAGUCCACUGCUGGACAUAGACCUCUCCAAUUGCUCGCCACUGAGCACGAUCCACGGCUUCUCUCAUCCAGUUCCUGCCAGCCACCCUACACAGAUCAUCACUCCACCGAGCCAUAAAUGAAAUUAUUGUGUGAAAUAAAAGACAGUCAUGCAUCAUGCAAGUGAUGAAGAAUUGAUUGUCAUUCCCUAAUGAUUGAGGGCGGUUCAAAAUGUGGAAUAAAAAGCAUUUUUAUUACAGUAGAUAUUUUGGUUUUAUAACGUUUUCUCUUGCUCUGUCCAAUAAUUUCUACUUGUAUUGUAGAUAAUAUUCAUACAGGGGCUUAUUUAAUUCUAUAGUAAAUAAUCACUAAGUAAUUGCUCAGUAUCUAUCAGAACAUACUAAGCACCGUUUUCAAAUCACUAAUCAGAAUCGAAAUACAGGAUCUCGUUUUUUUAUUUAGAAAUAUAAUUAGAAUAUAACUCUAAUACGAAUGUUAUAAGAUCUUCAACUGUCUUCGGUACAAAAAAUGCUAUCAGUAAAUUACAUCCCUAAAGUAGAUGCAUUACUUCAUUUUUUAUGAAUAAAAAUGCAAAAAAGUUUUAAAAUUGAAAUGCUUGAAUGCAAGAAGUACAUAUUUUUAAGAGUAAAUGAUAAUUUAUCACUACCUACACAUUAGCAAAAAUGAUAGGUAAGCUUUAUCGUAAGUUUUGACAGUUUACGAAAAAAACUUUUUCUAGUUGUUUUAUUCAUUUCAUAAUCUGACAUUACAGUUUUUGAAAUGUCAAAAUACAAGUAGACGAAAAAUUCAUUAAUUAUAAUUAAGUUAAUAAUAUAGACAGAAAUUAAUAAAAUAGACACGGGCUAAACCGUAAAACUGCCUCUGUCCUUCUCAUUCGGUCAUAACUAUUUAACUAUUUAGGAUCGCGGUUGACUAACAUUUUUUUAGAUGGCCAUUUGCAAAAAUACUCGCAAUAUAACACACACCACACAAUCCUAUGCCUCAGUAAAAACAAAUACAAUCAACAAUCAUUUAUCUUUAACUAACUUGUUUAAGUUUUUUUGUAUUUCAGUAUAAACACGGAAAUUUUGUCAUACAUUUUAUGCAUUACAUUUUCUCGGCUGUUAUGCUUUUGACUUUAAAACGAACUGUUCCAAAAUCGGUAUUUCAUCGCUAAUACUAAAACUCGGCUGAACUAAACACACUACUUUCUUAGCGAAAAGGGCAGCGACGAUAAUCGUCACUCCUGUACCUGCUCCUAAUUCUAGAACAUUCUUAUUAGAGAGCUCGCCUUUUAACUCAAUGUGUAUUAACCAGUCUCCUAAUAAAAAUGCUCCUCUCCAUACUUGUCAGCCCACUAAAAAUCAUUGCAUGAAUCGAAAAAGUUGCUUUUUUUUAUUUGCACUCCAGGAUUAUAUUAUAUUAAAGUCCACAGACAUAGAGGACUUGGUAGUUCACUGCCUUUACAUAUUUGAAUUUGGUUCAUAAGCUACAUUCUAGAUUAGCAAUGGUUCUAACAAUAUUAUUUAGAUUUAUUUAAGUAUUAUUUUUUGUAAGCGUUCUGAGAGCUUUUAUACUCAACUGCAACUAUGCGACAUACAUAUGUACAUAUUGACACUAUUUACAGACCAGCUAACUUUUUAUGUACCUACAUAAAAUAGCAUUUUUCAAUUUAUUAACAACAAAAACUUAUAUACGUUUGCGUUCUCUAAAAUAUUCUGACCAUUAAUUAUUCCAAAACUCUAACAAGCGUCUUCAAGAUUGACACAGUAAUCUAUAUAAAUAUAUAAAAAUGACUUGCUGUUCGUUAGUCUCGCUAAAACUCGAGAACGGCAGGACCGAUUUUGCAAAUUUCGGUCUUCAAUUAUUUGUGGAAGUCCAGAGAAGGUUUAAAAGGUAGAUAAAUAUGAAAAAGCUCGGAAUUUAUUUAUUUUGAAUAUUUAUUUUGUUUUAUAAUUUUUAUUUUGAAUUGAAUUUAUUUUGUUUUUCCUUUGAUGCCCCCCCUGUCGUACGGAUUCCUUUUGUUUGUUUUAAGAUUAUUUUAUACAAAAGUUUAGGUAUUUUAUUUAUUGAUUGAGGCACUACGAAGUCUACGGGUCAGCUAGUAUGUGAUAAAUAACUGAAACGCCGUCGAUUGUCGUGCCGUUGUAACGAACAUUCUACUUACUUGUUCUUUGAAAUUUGCGCAAUUACUGGUUGGGGGGAAUAUUGUCUGCCCACCCGGGAAGGUACCGCUAUGGAUAUAUCUGCCGUAACCGUUAUUUUUUAUUGUUUAAUCAAUUUAACGCUAAGAACCUGAAAGAUCACGAUAUUUUUUUUCCUACCUAAGCUGAUGGUCUAGAGAGACCAUAUCAUCGUCGCCGGGCUAGUAGGUGAGCUCACGGGGCUCAAGCCUGACGUUGUUGCUAACACGUACGAAGCAUGGCAAGAGCCAUGCUUUGCAGAAUCUACCACCGGAUCGGAAACGCAACCUACUAAGAAGAACCGGCGAAAAACUCAGUGGGCUAAAUCUCGAUAAGAAUGCUUUAAACAUUUCGUUAGUUAUUUUUUUCAAUAUCUGUUGUUAAUAAGGCUGAAAAACGUAUACGGCGAAAUCUCUUCGUAAUUUCAAAGAAUGUUCUUUUCUUGCGUUAGGUGGAUCCGUUAAGUGUUAAAUAGUUACUCCUUCAUAAUAUAUUAGCAAGAACAACAACAAGUAUAUCCCACCCUUCAAACUGGAAUGGAAGACUGCUUCGUAACAAAAAUAGCUAGUACCUUCCCGUACGUACUGAGUGCAUACUCUACCGUCAGAAAAGCUUCAAUAAUUUUACUCAUAAUAAUUGAAAUAAAUAUAUACGUUUCUUUUUAACAUAAUGUUACUAAAGUGAACCUUGAAAUCGCGGAUAAGUUUUCAAUAACAUUACAUAUUCCUGAAAUUAGGCAGUCACAUCUGAAAACGUUAUUCCCCUCAUUUUCCAUGAUGCUAAAUUCAAUAAAUUCAGAUAGUUAGGUAGUGCGGCAUCGAAAUUUAUCUUUAGAUGAAGACAUUAUAACUCGCAAUUUUUUUUAUUUAAAAAAAGGAGACUACAUAAUAAAAAUAUCAUAAUCAAGAAAUUGUGAUUUUGAAACGGUUACAUAAUUAUGUAUGUCGUAGUCGUAUUAAAAACGAAAAAGUUAUGUAAAUAUAAAAUCUAGAAGAAUGAUUUUUUAUUUGUAAAUUAUAAUAUGUUCAAUGUCAACGUAUUGAUGUUAUACACUUAUAAAUAAAUAAUAAAGAAAUUCCAAAAAA
Molecule: messenger RNA, 11430 nt
Organism: Bombyx mori (domestic silkworm)
Lineage: Eukaryota; Metazoa; Arthropoda; Insecta; Lepidoptera; Bombycidae
Product: protein FAM135B
Exons: 17
Coding region: 849-6371 (1840 amino acids)
Source: RefSeq, a predicted model, not a curated record